Messenger RNA from Lathyrus sativus (Indian pea), 1716 nucleotides. The record is from the annotation of a GenBank genome assembly. NCBI's taxonomy places the organism in Eukaryota, Viridiplantae, Streptophyta, Magnoliopsida, Fabales, Fabaceae.
AUGGGGGAACAAAAACAAAUUGACGGCAAUGUCCUCGCCGCAAAGUCUCUCGCCCAAUUCGGCGUCCACCACAUGUUCGGCGUCGUUGGAAUCCCGGUCACCUCACUCGCCACACGUGCCGUUUCCCUCGGCAUCCGCUUCAUUGCCUUCCACAACGAACAAUCCGCCGGUUACGCCGCAUCUGCUUACGGUUACCUAACCUCCAGUCCCGGCGUAUUCCUUACCGUCUCCGGUCCCGGUUGCGUCCACGGUCUCGCCGGUCUCUCUAACGCUGGAAUCAAUACCUGGCCUACCGUCAUGAUCUCUGGCUCUUGUAAUCAAAGCGACUGCGGACGUGGCGAUUUUCAAGAGCUUGAUCAGAUUGAAGCGGUUAAGCCUUUUACCAAGUUCGCUGUCAAAGCGACGCACAUCUCUCAAAUCCCUAAUUGUGUCGCACAGGUUCUCGAUCACGCUGUUUCGGGUCGACCCGGUGGUUGCUAUUUGGAUCUUCCUACCGACGUAUUGCAUCAGACGGUUUCUCAAUCCGAAGCUGAAUCGCUCUUGACCGAAGCGAAAGCGCUAGCAGAGAAAAACAAGGAGAAUCGUAGUACAAAAGUUGAUGCUUCGAAGAUAAAUCAAGUUGUUUCGCUUCUGAGAAAUGCCGAGAGGCCUUUGAUUGUGUUUGGGAAAGGAGCAGCCUAUUCAAAAGCAGAAGAUCAAUUGAAGAAACUGGUGGAAACUACCGGAAUUCCGUUUCUUCCAACUCCCAUGGGGAAAGGUUUGUUGCCGGAUGAUCAUCGCUUGGCUGCCUCCGCUGCUAGGUCACUCGCCAUUGGGAAAUGUGACGUGGCAGUUGUUAUCGGGGCGAGGCUGAAUUGGCUUCUUCAUUUUGGGGAAUCUCCAAAGUGGGCGGAGGGUGUGAAGUUUGUAUUGGUGGAUGUGAGUAGCGAAGAAAUUGAGCUAAGGAAACCGUUUUUAGGUUUAGUUGGAGAUGCUAAACAAGUUUUGGAGGCUCUAAACAAAGAGAUUAAGGAUGAUCCGUUUUGCUUGGGGAACACUCAUCCAUGGGUGGAUGCUAUUUCAAAAAAAACAAAGGAGAAUACUUCUAAGAUGGAGGCUCAGUUGGCGAAGGACGUUGUGCCGUUUAAUUUUCUUACGCCUAUGAGGAUUAUAAGAAAUGCUAUCUCGGAAUGGGGUGGAAGUCCUGCUCCUGUGGUGGUUUCUGAGGGUGCUAAUACCAUGGAUGUCGGUCGAGCUGUAUUGGUUCAGAAGGAGCCAAGGACUAGGUUGGAUGCUGGCACUUGGGGAACUAUGGGAGUUGGUCUUGGUUAUUGCAUUGCUGCCGCUGUUGCUUAUCCUGAUCGCCUCGUUGUUGCCGUUGAAGGAGAUUCUGGAUAUGGGUUCAGUGCCAUGGAAGUUGAGACAUUGGUUCGAUACCAACUAGCUGUGGUGGUGGUUGUUUUCAACAAUGGUGGUGUAUAUGGUGGUGAUCGUAGAAGCCCAGAAGAGAUAGAUGGACCUCACAAAGGGGAUCCUGCUCCGACAUCAUUUGUUCCAAAUGCAGGGUACCACACUAUGAUGGAAGCUUUUGGUGGAAAGGGUUAUCUUGUUAGGACACCUGAUGAACUAAAGUCAGCUCUCUCAGAAUCAUUCUCUGCUAGGAAACCAACUGUCAUAAAUGUUGUCAUUGAUCCUUAUGCCGGUUCUGAGAGUGGGAGGAUGCAACACAAGAAUUGA